CCCCCCCCCCCCACCAAGCCCAUCCAGAUCCCGGUUCUGCUGAGCUCCGACACCUGGGACGCGACUUGUCAACUGCACCUAAGAUCAGCCGUCUACAAGUAUUUGUCACGAUGCAGACCCGAACUGCCUUUACAAACCAAACCCCGCUUCCCAGCACGGUCUCCGAGAAUGCCGUCCUACGAACCCUUCGCGACCACGCCGCCAUGAUCGAACAGAACCCCCUAGUUAUUCAUUACGAGCGAUGUGCUCCCCCGGAAGAUGCACCCGCCGAGGAAGCCCACGGGAUCUGGUAUGAGCUGACGGACCGGAUUUCAUAUCUUCCGUGGGGUCUGCUGCAAGGCAAAGUGCGAUAUCGAGGGUGUUUCCACGAUACCCCACAAGGCCUCCGAACCCAUAUUUAUGCGCCGAUGGGGGUGCAUAUCCGCAAUCAUUGGACGGUCCAUCGCAGGCACAGGGAGCCUACUGCGGGCGAGGAUGAUCCGUCGGGUGAGUUGUACUUGCAGGAGGAGAUUGAGCUUCGGUGCCCAUUCGGAACGACGAGUUUCGUGCGUCGCACGCUGUCGCAGGCACAUCGCGAGUUAGUGGCGCGACUGGCGGAGGCUGGGAGGGGUUGAGGGAGGAGCUAGAAGCAGGAUCAGCCUACGGAUCCGCAUCCUGGGCCACAUGGACUUUGAAUAGACCCCAUUGGACCGAGAGGGGAAUAUGGAUAGAUAAAGCAGCGCCGUGUCUCUUGUCUCUGGUAUGAUUGUCAAAUUGUCUCGUCCAUCCAGAGAGGGGCCGUGGGAUUGGCGGGGUGGGGGAAGAUUUGUCAGUGCGCAUUUGGGGAAUUUGGAAUUAUCGACGACAACCAAUGAUGUCAUCCCAUCUGGUCCCCAGUAGCUCCAAUGGCAUGGAUGGCUUGGAUGGCUUGGAUGGCUCGCAGCGGUUUCUGUGGAAAAGUACGCAGGAUUUGGCAUUUUGGUCAGCAUCUUGGUCAGGUUUACGCCUUGCCUUUCGUACCGCUCGCCCUGAAUGCCCGUGGAAGCCCCGCUCAUUGAGGAUUCAGUCCGGGUCAUAGACCCCCCAAAAGGCCCACGAGAUAGGAAACCGGUGGACGGUCAACGAAGACUCAACGGAUUGACUUCGGUCCAGGGUUCCAGGCUUGUCCGAUGGACGCAAGUGCAGGUGCAAGUCUGAAUAAGCAUUCCACUUGAGUUUUAGUAAUUGUUAUGAUUGCCCGUCUCGCAGAGUAGUCCCAGAAAAUUGAAACCAUUUAAAUACUCCACGCACUCCCAAGAUUCCUCUUCUUUCUCCUCCCAAGGUCCCCCUGCAUUCCCCCC
This is a messenger RNA of Penicillium brasilianum, 1319 nucleotides long. The record is from the annotation of a GenBank genome assembly. Lineage: Eukaryota; Fungi; Ascomycota; Eurotiomycetes; Eurotiales; Aspergillaceae.